UCGCAGCGACAGGUGCGCAAGCAGCCCCCGGCAUGGGCAAGUACAGGGUCGCCCGCGAAGACUUCCAGUGGGUUUACACCGAGCAGCCCCACACGCAGCGGAGGAAAGAGAUUUUAGCAAAGUACCCAGCCAUCAAGUCUCUAAUGGGAUCAGAUCCCCAAUUAAAAUGGAUUGUGACAGCAAUGGUACUCACCCAACUUCUAGCCUGUUACCUGGUGAAAGAUUUAUCCUGGAAAUGGGUUCUCUUCUGGGCCUAUGCUUUCGGUGGCUGCAUCAACCACUCUAUGACAUUUGCAAUCCAUGACAUCUCUCAUAAUGUUGCCUUUGGUAACAAGCAGAUCAGGUGGAACAGAUGGUUUGCAGUCUUUGCCAACCUGCCCAUUGGACUUCCCUACUCUGCAUCCUUCAAGAAGUAUCACAUCGACCACCACCGAUACCUUGGCGGACACACUUUGGAUGUGGACAUCCCCACUGAUUUUGAGGGCUGGUUCUUUUGUACUCCACUACGGAAACUGAUCUGGCUCAUCCUCCAGCCAAUCUCUUAUGCCUUGAGACCACUGUAUGUGAACCCCAAAGCAAUUACUAAGAUGGAAAUAUGUAAUGCUUUGGCACAGUUCUCUGUUGACAUUAUAAUCUACUUCCUGUGGGGUGUGAAGCCUGUUUUUUAUUUAAUAUCAGGAACACUCCUUUGUUUGGGUUUGCAUCCAAUUUCUGGGCACUUCAUAGCAGAACAUUAUAUGUUCUUGAAAGGAUAUGAAACAUAUUCCUACUAUGGUCCGCUCAACUGGAUCACCUUUAAUGUUGGCUAUCAUAUGGAACAUCAUGACUUCCCUAGCAUUCCUGGAAGCAAAUUGCCAAUGGUGAGGAAGAUAGCCGCAGAAUAUUAUGACUCUCUGCCAUAUCAUCAGUCUUGGGUGCACGUCCUCUGGCAGUUCAUUUUUGAUGACAGCAUCGGUACUUAUUCAAGAGUUAAAAGAAUAUGCAAACUAGCAACAGAAACUCGAUAG
This is a messenger RNA of Hemicordylus capensis (graceful crag lizard), 1007 nucleotides long. RefSeq names its product delta 4-desaturase, sphingolipid 2 (gene DEGS2). Gene Ontology annotation, biological process: sphinganine metabolic process; ceramide biosynthetic process. Gene Ontology annotation, cellular component: membrane. Bases 33 to 1007 code for a protein of 324 amino acids. NCBI's taxonomy places the organism in Eukaryota, Metazoa, Chordata, Lepidosauria, Squamata, Cordylidae. Gene Ontology annotation, molecular function: sphingolipid delta-4 desaturase activity. The transcript has 3 exons. The record is from RefSeq and is a predicted model, not a curated record.